UAUCUGCUCUUAUCUGUGAACGAAUAAAAUGUCUUGACAAUAAUAACCGCUUGCUCUCGAUAAUACCGAGUGAAGCGUCCAGGGCGCUUCGUAAUCAUCUUUUCUGAUAACGACCGCGAGAUUUUACUGCUUUCAAGUUUUCAGUGCGUUCUCGAUCGGUACUCUAUCUGGAAUAUAAAGUGUCGCUCGCGCAUCUAUAAAUCGAGACCGGAAUUUCGGGUUUCUUGGCAGCCAUCAAGAUAUUGGACAAAGUGUUGACGAGAUGCAAAAGUGACGGUUAUUAGCGAAGUAAUAACGAGCUUCUGCAAAUUAUUCGAGACACAAACGAGAGAAGAUUAAUUUUAAGAAGAUCGUGGAAGAUCAUAGCCAUGGCGGCCAAUGUUCUCGCUGCUUUUUCGGUUCUUAAGAACCACGUUAAGUUCAAAGUCAAUCAGAACGCGGUAGCCGUUGACAAUCUCGUUUUCAGACUACACUAUAGGGUUACAUUUAUGUUGCUUCUCAUUGGGACGAUUUUGGUUUCUUCCAGACAAUUCAUCGGAGAACAUAUAAGAUGUAUCACCGAUAUCUCUAUACCUACUCAUGUCGUCGAGACCUUCUGUUUCUUCAUGUCUACGUAUACCGUGGUGAAGCAUUUGAAUGCUACCGCGGUGCUGCAAGGUGAAUUACCACAUCCUGGCGUUGGACCAGCGGCUAAGGGCGACCCCGUCAUACAUCACGCUUAUUAUCAAUGGGUGCCUUUUGUCCUGUUCUUCCAAGCGCUUCUCUUCUAUCUGCCGCAUUAUAUAUGGCGAAAAAUGGAAGGUAAUCGGCUAAGUAUGUUAGUUUCGGGAUUGCACAUGGCAUCUUUAUCAUUGAAUGAAACGGAGCUUAAUGUAAAUGAUAUAAAGAUACCUUCGAAAAAGGAUCGCGAUGAAAGGAUACAGCAGAUUCGCACCGGUUUCAUAAACCGAUUGCACUUGAAUCGUCCGUGGGCAUACGGACUGACUUUUUGCGAGAUAAUGAAUUUUAUAAACGUGAUCAUGCAAAUUUUCUUGACUGACUGGUUCCUCGGAGGAGCUUUCCUAGGCCUCGGUCGAUCGAUUUCUCAAUCAAGGCCUACGGAUAAAGUGGAUCCACUCGACAUAGUUUUCCCGAAGGUAACCAAAUGUAUUUUUCAUAAAUACGGUCCUUCUGGCGGCAUACAAAAGCAUGACGCGUUGUGCGUGAUGGCAUUGAAUAUUGUUAACGAGAAGAUCUAUACGGUCCUUUGGUUCUGGUUCGUCGUGCUAGCAAUAAUAACCGGUUUGGGAUUGGUUUGGAGAGCGCUGACCAUGAUCCUUCACGCCAGAAGCACGUCAUUCAACAAAUUCAUGUUUUCUAUGGCCUGCCCUGGCAAAUACAAUCCGUGGAACGUACUCAAGGUCACUCACGAGUAUUACUUCGGCGACUGGCUAUUUCUCUACUACAUCGCCAAAAAUUUGGACAAUUACGUUUUCAAGGAGCUUUUUCAGAAGUUGGCGGAAGAUCUGGAGAACAGGCGUCACGCGCGUUUCAAAAUCUUGCCCCCAUUCGAGCAAAGUCUGCUGAAGAACCAGUGGGAUGAUAUUAAGCCUUCCGUAAAUUGAGAACUUGAACAAUUACAGCAACUGUUAAAUACUCGUUUAUAAGUAGCGUAAUAUGGAAGCUAAAGUGUUAAAUUAGUUGUCAUCUUUUUAUAAUCUAUAUUGCUUGUUAAUCUCUUUUUUUUAAUCAAGCCAUUUUUUUUAACUCAAGCCAUGUAAUACAUGUUCGAUAAAUUAUAGAAUUUACGUGGAAAUAUUGGUAGAAAGCUUUUAUAGUACUAUUUAAUAGGUAGCUAUACAAAUAUCGAACAAGUAAGCUGGAAAGCUCGAUUAUAAUAUGUUGGGACGAUUUUCAAGCAUACGUCGUGAUGACUUUGGAAAUAUGGCUAUCUCUCGUAAAUUAUAUGCGAAUUCUAUUAAGCAGGGAGUUCGGCAGUGUUAUAAUACACGUACGAAAAAUAGAUACAUCUAUUUUUUGUACGUGUGUUAUAACACUGCCGAGCUCCCUGUCAUAGAUACAUUUUUGUACGUGUAUUAUAACACUGCCGAAAAAUUGCCGCUUUAUACGUAUAAACGUACUUUAGCGAGAUUUACUGCAAUUGCAGAUAAUGCGUCUUGCGUGCAUCACAUUUGUAGCAUGUGUGCGCGUUACAUGCAUGACAUAAAUGCAUAAUCAAUCAUCUUUUCUAGAUAUAUCGUACGGACACGCGUGUAUACGUUGCGUGCAAUCACGUACAUAGUGUACGCGUGUGCGUAAACUAGUACAUACCUGCAUAUACGUACACAAUAAAUACGAUCGUACGGUUCCCGAUUCGAUAAAUGACUCGAUAAUAGUUCGGAUCGUUAAGUUGUUAAGACCUCUGAUUGGAAUCGUGGUCUACUAUCGAGAACAGUCGCGUUCGUUAGAGCUUUAGGUUUUACGACUCGCUGUUUAUUCGAAUCAUUAUUGCAUUCUGUACCUCCCGUCCGUUUAAAAAUGUUGACUCGAUCACAAAAAAGCACAUAUAUUUAUUUUAUAUAAUAUUAUCUUUUAAUUAUUAUAUAACGUGGCAUAUAAAAAAAUCAUUUCUGCUUCUAGAAUCAUUUGUAGAGCUAGCUAUUAUCAUUAAACCUCUUUUAAAAGUAGAUUUU
Camponotus floridanus (Florida carpenter ant) is the source of this 2672-nucleotide messenger RNA. RefSeq names its product innexin inx7 (gene Inx7). Lineage: Eukaryota; Metazoa; Arthropoda; Insecta; Hymenoptera; Formicidae. Gene Ontology annotation, biological process: phototransduction. The record is from RefSeq and is a predicted model, not a curated record. Gene Ontology annotation, molecular function: gap junction channel activity. Gene Ontology annotation, cellular component: plasma membrane; gap junction. The coding region runs from base 369 to 1604 and encodes 411 amino acids. The transcript is spliced from 7 exons.